AUGGAAUUUGAUUUGGAGGGAUUUGGAAUUUAUAAAAUCUUAUCUAGUCUUAUUACCCAAACUACACUCCACAUGUUUCGUUUUGAUCUAAUCUUAUCUAAAAUUGUAUUAUUGAUUGCUAUAUUUUCUCUUAGGCCCAUUGAGUCUUCUCCUAAAGCAGGUGACACCGGGCAAAAAUCUUUCUAUAGUGGUUAUGAUGCUCAAACUCAUCAAAGGCCUUCUGCAGUCACUUCAUUUCUUGAUUCACAAAAUUCUGGAGCUUACGUCCCUGCCAAAAUUACAUCACUUCAAGACCUGAAAAGAACCAGACCACCUCAGUUACUGUCUACUGAUGAAGAUGGUGUGAGAAACACUAGAAGGGGCAGUACGAGUCACUGUCAAGCCAUUAAUUCUUGUGAGGAAUUGGCUACUUAUAUCGGAAAAUGUUAUAUGCACAUAAUUCUUGUGAGGAAUUGGCUACUUAUAUCGGAAAAUGUUAUAUGCACAUACUAA
Camellia sinensis is the source of this 492-nucleotide messenger RNA. The record is from RefSeq and is a predicted model, not a curated record. Lineage: Eukaryota; Viridiplantae; Streptophyta; Magnoliopsida; Ericales; Theaceae.